GAUGUGUAUAUUUGUAAGUGACAUUUUCAAUUUCUAUGUUGUAGGACUUCUGCAAGGACUUCCCUUGAUGUACAAUUUUACUUUAGAUGUUGAAGCAAAAUGCAGAAUUAGUGUCUGACCGAGGCUGUUUUCCUUUGGUGAAUAAAAGAGUUCAAUGAAACCGCAGCCCUCGUGAGUCGUGUCAGUGUUGUGGUCGUCGGCGCGAACCCUUUCAAUGGUGUCAGAAGUGGGAUCAUCAGCAACAAGGGACCAUCUGGUGCGGGCUCUGCAGAUAUCGGACUUAGAAGAAAUCUUGAGAACUUACAUUGUACGUGGUCUUAUCCUGGUGUCAUCGUGCACAACGUAAAAUUGAAAUGACUUUAGACUGGUUCUAAACAGCCUCGGUCAGACUGUAUGUAAUGGACAACAUAUGCUUUUUUUACUGAUUUUUGCAGUGAUUGUAUUGUGGUUUCGCUAUUCUGUAUGCAAAAUUCUUUUUAUGUUCCAAAUUGAAAUCUAGGAUCAUGGAAACCAGUUCGAGUUCAUCAUCAGCUACAACUGAGAGUAUGGAUGUUUUGUCCCAAUUCUUCCGCCGUUCCAUUGGAUUACAGAGUAUAUUACAGAGCAACUUACCAAAAUUCCGAGGGAUGCCACAUCAUGCGGAUGAUAUGUCCUUGUCAGAAUGGCUUGAAGAAUUUAAUGGAGUAACUGCUAACCAAAAUAUGGAAAUGAGUAGCAAAGCUCGACUGUUGCUAGAUCACCUUUCAGGACCAGCACGAGAGGAAAUAAUGUGUCUCAGUGAAUCAAAGAGACAGGAUUUUGAUGAAAUAGUAAGUCGUCUGAAAUUGUGCUUUGGCUAUCAGGAAACCACACAGACCCUCAGUAGUCAGUUUCAUAAUCGCAUACAGAGAGAUGGAGAAUCACUUUGUGACUUCAGCCGUGCCCUGAUUCGCACCUACAACAAGAUGGAAAAAGCUGCCACUACACAAGCUCAAGGAGAAGCUUUAAGUCAGUUGAAAAACAAGACCUUAAGUGAUCAAUUUGUCAAUGGUGCCCGGGAGGCUUGGGUGAGGAGAGAGUUGAGGCGAAUACAGAUGAUGCAUGAAAUCGAUGGAUUUGCCAAGAUUCGUGAGGAAGCCCUCAAACUCUUUCAGGAGACUGCCACCACUCAGAGGCCCAGAGUGCGAGAAGCAGAUAUUGAAGUUGGAAGGGCAGUCAUGAAAGAUUCCAUGCUUGUGCAACAGGUAGUAGAACAACAGAAAGCUAUAAUGACGGAGUUGGAGCAACUUAGGGGAGAAGUCGCCAAGCUGAAAGGAGGAAAACCUCAGAGGAAGAGGACUGAUGGACGAUGCUUCAGCUGUGGCCAUAAAGGACAUCUACGACGUGACUGCCCCAACAUACCCACCGGUUCCCCUGCACAUGAAUAUAAUUACUCUGCUGGCAACUGGCAUCAGGAGAAUCAAAGCUUCCCCACUUGGAGCACGGAAUCAGGUACCAUGCAGAAUCAUGGCAGUUUCAACAGGCCAACAGUCUUCCAGUCCUCAUCACAAGGAGCUGCCAGUAUUCCUCACCAACAUAUCGCAUCCCAGGAGGAAAACUAGACCC
Molecule: messenger RNA, 1584 nt
Organism: Lytechinus variegatus (green sea urchin)
Lineage: Eukaryota; Metazoa; Echinodermata; Echinoidea; Temnopleuroida; Toxopneustidae
Exons: 2
Coding region: 504-1580 (358 amino acids)
Molecular function (GO): zinc ion binding; nucleic acid binding
Source: RefSeq, a predicted model, not a curated record